This is a messenger RNA of Oncorhynchus kisutch (coho salmon), 4456 nucleotides long. RefSeq names its product protein phosphatase 1D. The coding region runs from base 212 to 1906 and encodes 564 amino acids. NCBI's taxonomy places the organism in Eukaryota, Metazoa, Chordata, Actinopteri, Salmoniformes, Salmonidae. The record is from RefSeq and is a predicted model, not a curated record. Gene Ontology annotation, molecular function: protein serine/threonine phosphatase activity; cation binding. Gene Ontology annotation, biological process: protein dephosphorylation. The transcript is spliced from 6 exons.
CACUGUAGUAUUUGACCGAAUUUACCCCAGUCGAUACAGCUCUGACGUCAAUGCGUUUAUGGGCAUGCAUACAAGGAUUGAAAAUAAACAAAGACCAAAAGCGGCUUAUUGAUCAUUAAGCUGCCAUAAACAUAACUUAUAAUACUUUUAGGCCAUUUUUUUUAAAGCUACUACAAACACCCAGCAUCUGAAUCAAGACGUCCCUACGGCCAUGGAAAACGCAUUGUUGAUGCGAGUGAGUGUUUUCUCCGACCAGGGAGGAAGGAAAUACAUGGAGGACGUUACCGAGGUUGUAGUGGAGCCCGAGUCGGGGGAAGACGAGCUGAACUCGGACGAACAAGAUGAGACCAAAGGGGAUAGCUCGACGGUCGACAUUGUGCCUAAAAACGAGCAGCCUGAUCGGACUGUACACAACGAGCCUCUAUCUGCCUCCACUACAGUUGCAUGGACACAAAAUGGGGACCAAAGUUGUGCUGCAGUUGCACUGGCAGUUUCGACAGUGGAGAGUUCACCGGCGGAGAGCGAUAACCGGCCCCAGCGCUCGGUGGCUUUCUUCGCGGUGUUUGAUGGCCACGGAGGCCGAGAGGCAGCGCAGUUUGCACGGGACUAUUUAUGGGAAUUCAUCAAGAAACAGCGGGGCUUUUGGUCCAAGGAUGACGAGGAAGUGUGUGAAGCUAUUCGUAAAGGUUUCGUUGCCUGCCACCAUGCCAUGUGGAAAAAGCUGCCCGAAUGGCCCAAAACUCUCACAGGGCUUCCCAGCACCUCAGGCACCACGGCCAGUGUCGUGGUCAUCCGGGGGAACCGAAUGUACGUGGCCCACGUAGGAGACUCUGCCAUAGUGCUGGGGGUCCAGGAUGACCUCACAGACCAGUUCAUCAAGGCCGUGGAGGUUACACAGGACCACAAGCCGGAGCUGCCCAAGGAGAGGGAACGCAUCGAAGGGCUGGGGGGCAGUGUGAUAAAGAAGUCUGGUGUGAACAGGGUGGUGUGGAAGAGACCCAGGUUAACUCAUAACGGCCCCGUCCGGAGGAGCACCGUCAUCGAUCAGAUCCCUUUCCUGGCUGUGGCCAGAGCUCUGGGGGACCUGUGGAGCUAUGACUUCUACAGCGGAGAGUUUGUCGUGUCCCCGGAGCCAGACACCUGUGUUCUGACCCUUGACCCCCAUAAACACCGUUACAUCAUCCUGGGCAGUGACGGGCUGUGGAACAUGGUGCCCCCCCAGGACGCUGUCUCCAUGUGCCAGGACAACGAUGAGGCCAUGGCGCCGUGCGGGGUGUCCAGCGCUCGCCAGCUGGUGAGCCACGCCCUCCUGCGGUGGCGCCAGAGGAUGCUGCGUGCGGACAACACGUCGGCCAUCGUGAUCGCCCUGCAGGAGCCGGGUGUCCCUCAGGAACCCCUCCACCACGAGGAGGUGCUGCUGAACCUGGCCGAGGGACAACACUGUGGCCCCACAUUGGACUCCCACUCCAACACACCACUCGUCAAGGUUCCAGACAUGUCGUCUGCUGUGUGUGAGCUCCUUCCGACCCUGGAGCGUGGACACGGCCUAUCAGGGAGCAGCCUGUACGUCCUGGCCCUAUCAGAUCCCUUUGACACACCCCUCUCAGACUCUGACGACUCCCGCACCGGUUUCCCCCUGACGACAGACAGCCCCACCCCGGGGGAGGAGCUUAGUGAUGUCACCGCCAGGACGCCCGGCGGCAAACGGACUCUAGAUGAUGACACGUCACCCAACCCAGUUCCGUCCGCCAAGAGGAACCGGAGGAAGAAUGGCGAGGGAACGUUGGCGGGGCCAAAAGGAGGUGGAGGAAAGGACCAGAAACAGUCUCUGACUCCGCCCCCCACCAACGUUUCCCCCACGCUCUUCCAGCAGCGACAUGGCAAGGCCACCGUGUGUGUGUGCUGAGAGACACCCACACACACACACACCCACACACACACACCCCCACACACACACACACACACACACACCCACACACACACACACACACACUAUAGACGGACUAACAGGGACACCAGACAGACACUAACAUUCUGCCUUUUCCACAACCUUUUACAAACGACUCUACUGAAUGAGAGACACACACACACACCCCCACACACACACACUAUAGAUGGACUAACAGGGACACAAGACAGACACUAACAUUCUGCCUUUUCCACAACCUUUUACAAACGACUCUGACUGACUGAGAGACCAGAGUCCCUUUUCAGGGUCGUUAUUCCUCUGUUUGGUGACACCUACUAGUCACAUUGAUGGAUUACAUAUUGGUAUUGUGUUCUGCACUUGUCCUCUGUUAUAUUUAAUCUUACUCUGUUCUCUGGGAUGGUGGAGAAUGAUUUUAAGUGGUGGUCUGUCAUGUAAAUCAUUUAUAACCCCCGUAAGUAACUCUGUGAUGCAAGGAAAGGUUAACAUUUUCAAAACGGCUUUUGUAAACACAUACAAAGUUUUCCCAAAUUAACCACAACAUUUGGGGUCGAUGGGCACUUCCCCCCCCAAAAAAAAUUUGAAUACUGCCCCUCCCCCGGGGCGUGGCUGUCUGGGUGAUGGUUAUAACGUGUGAACGUCCACAAAGUCAAAAGAUAUCUCGCACUCAUUAUGUCGUGACUAAAUCUUUAUUUAUUUUUUUGAGGUUUGGUGUUGUUUUGGGGACAGAAAAAAAUCAUCCAAAGUAUGAAUUUAACCAAUCUGUAAAUAUUCAGCAAAUUUUGACAUGGGUUCAUUAAUAAAAUACAUGUUAUUUACUUUUAGGUAAAGCAAUAUAUUUUUUUAUACAUUAUACACUAUUGUAGAUAGACUUGAUAUUCCCUCAUAUCAUUCAAUCCUCCUAUCCUUUAUGGUUUACUGGGCCCAUCCUGGUUUUAAAUUGGAUUUAAAUGUUGUUUUUCCUUCUAAUGUGUGUGUGUUCUGUUACUUCUUCACAUAUUGUAAUGAGAUAAUCCCAAACUGAAAGGUGCUGGUACAGUUUUAAUUAACCUGUAAUUAGUUCGACAAGGUGAACCGUAUGAUAUAGUUGCUUUUCCCACUGUCAGAUGAGCUCACAUGACACCUUGUGGUCAUUACCUGUAACUGCAACACUUGGCCUAUUUAUUUUAUUUUCCUUUUUACUGAACCCCCCCCACCCAACAACAAUAUCUACAGACAAUGAACUGUUGGCUAUUUAAAUGCUCCAGUUUAGUCUAUGGGGUUCUGUUGUCUGCAGUGGUCAUUGAGAAAAUGGUUGUGGUAAACUAGCUAGUUGUCAAUAUACAUUUGUUUGUUUUUUUCGUUUUUAGAAUACUGGGGGGGGAGGGGGGGGGUCUUAACUUUUAUUUGCUUCUCAAGUUGAUUGACUUGAACUAGGAUUGCUAGUUAGAUAUAUACGACUCGUUGACAUCUUUUAAGUGAUUAUCAAUGUUUUAUUUAAAAAGCAGUCAGAUGCUUCAUCUUAAUUUACCUACAUGGAUAUGACUCAUGUUUAUUUAUUUUACCUUUAUUUAACUAGGCAAGUCAGUUAAGAACAACUUCUUAUUUACAAUGACGGUCUAGGAACAGUGGGUUAACUGCCUUGUUCAGGGGCAGAACGACAGAUUUGUACCUUGUCAGCUCCGGGGUUUGAACUUGCAACCUUCCGGUUACUAGUCCAACGCUCUAACCACUAGGCUACCCUGCCAGCAUUGUUUUAUUAUUUGACCUGUAGUCCUCACAUAGCUGUUGCUGUGGUUACGGGGCAUCCGACUUUUGACAGUACUAGUGUUUUUAACAAAGGUCUACCAACUGCCACAUUUGCUUCUUGACAAGCGCUCGUUAAAUUUUUUAUUUUAUUUUUUUAUUUCACCUUUAUUUAACCAGGUAGGCUAGUUGAGAACACCUUUAUUUAACCAGGUAGGCUAGUUGAGAACAAGUUCUCAUUUACAACUGCGACCUGGCCAAGAUAAAGCAUAGCAGUGUGAGCAGACAACAAAGAGUUACACAUGGAGUAAACAAUUAACAAGUCAAUAACACAGUAGAAAACAAAGGGGGGGUCUAUAUACAAUGUGUGCAAAAGGCAUGAGGAGGUAGGCGAAUAAUUACAAUUUUGCAGAUUAACAUGAUGAAUCAUUUUCUGUAUGUAGUUUUAGUUUUUCUAGACCAAAGUGCAAUUUUAACUGGCCGAUUUUCUUUUCUUUUCCUAGUAGGCCUGUAUUUGUGUUUUUUUAGUUUUUUUUUUACUCUUGUUGGAUUGAAUAUUUUAAAUGUUUUUAGGUGAAGAGAUACUGGUGUGUCAUUCUGCCAGAACAUAUUUUCUGUUACGUUGUUUGUGAUGGUUUUGUGCAUAAUGUUUUUAGGAAUAGUAUUGGUUUUGCGUCCCAAAUUUAACUUUAUUCCAGAAGUAGUGCGCUACUUAGCUACACACAACACUCCAUAAUGACAAAGCAAAAACAGGUUUUUAGACAUUUUUGCUAAUUUAUUAAAAAAAUAAACUGAAUUAUCACA